AUGGCCGACGACUGCAAGAAUCAAGCCACGGAAAAACCGGACAACGCCAAGAUCGCCCCCUCCCCCUUGGGCUCCGUCGUCUCAGCCGGCUACUCCUUGAGGGGCAAGGUGAGGAAAUUGUGCUCACUUUUCGAAUCCCCUAAAAUUAGGGUGAGCCGACCCGAUUCCCCGGAACCCGACCCGCCGUUCCGGAUUCCGGGCACCGAGGACAGAGUCGUAAUCUACUUCACGAGCCUGCGCAGCAUCCGGAAAACCUUCCAGGAGUGCCACAGCACGCGGAUGAUCUUCCGUGGGCUUGGGGUGAACGUCGACGAGAGGGACAUCUCCAUGGACGCCGCCUACAGAAAGGAGUUGCAGAGGGUUUUGGGUGAGAACAACAUCGGCUUGCCCCAGGUUUUCAUCAAGGGCAAAUACGUCGGGGGAGCUGAGGUGGUUCGGCAGCUGGUGGAGAUGGGAGAGCUGGGAAGGCUGAUCAAGGGCUUACCCCUGCGACGGGUGGACCCUUGCGAGGGGUGUGGAGAUGUGAGGUUUGUGCCGUGCACCAGCUGUAAUGGCAGCCGGAAGGUGUUUGAGCAUGAAGAGGAUGGGCCCACUAGGUGCCUCCACUGCAAUGAGAACGGCCUUGUACGCUGCCCUCGCUGCUGCUUUUCAUGA
Molecule: messenger RNA, 654 nt
Organism: Striga hermonthica
Lineage: Eukaryota; Viridiplantae; Streptophyta; Magnoliopsida; Lamiales; Orobanchaceae
Source: the annotation of a GenBank genome assembly